UGGAAUGGAAAGAGUUGUAAUUUGAGGAAAAGUUUUCUGAUUUGAAGUUUGUCGACGUGAAGUUAUCAAUUAUCAUUAUUGAUUGAGUGAAAUUCAUUGAAAUAACUUAUAUUCUGUUUAUUUAAAGUCUAGAUGAUUUUGUGAAUUCAGAGAGAACGAAGAAAUGUGUUAAAAAUAAACAACACAAAAUGUUUCUCAAGAGCUUUCGAAUUAAAUCCAAUACUGCAAUUCGAGGUUCUGAUAGACGAAAAUUAAGAAAUGAUGUUUUGUUGGAAUUUUCAAAUGUGACAACUGAGCUUGCAUCCGAGAUUAUACCAAACAAGGAUGACAUAUCUGUAAUGAAAUUAAUCACAAAUUGUGGGAAAAGUGUCACAGCAUUUCUUCAUUGUGGAACUCCGAUACUCUUUCAAGUUGAGAAAAAAUACUACCCCACAGUUUAUCUUUUGUGGCAGUACCCAAAUAUUUUACCGGUAUUUACAACAUGGCCAAAUGUUUUUAAAAACUUACGUGGUGGAGCAGAUCUGAUGUUGCCAGGUAUAGUAGAGUCCGGAGAAAAUACAGAAUAUUUGAAAGGGCAAAUUUGUUCUGUCGUAUUACUUGGAAACAGGGCGCCAGUUGCUGUUGGUUAUACAGCUGUAUCGUCAGAUCAAGCACGUGAACAAGGUAUGCGAGGCAAGGGUGUGAUAAUACUUCAUUCUUAUCAGGAUCAACUGUGGAUGCAUGGUACCCAAAAUGCUCUUCCGUACAUCCCAUCUGACAAAUUGCAACAUUCGUCGUCUCCAUUAAAUGACGAUUUUACCAAUGAUGAAGGUGGAACAGAAAUAUCGCGGAUUGAGGAAAAUUUUACCACGGAUGAAGGUGGAAAAGAAACAUCGCGGAUUGAGGAAGAUUUUACCACGGAUGAAGGUGGAACAGAAACAUCGCGGAUUGAGGAAAAUUUUACCACGGAUGAAGGUGGAACAGAAACAUCGUGGAAUGAGGAAGAUUCUUUAGCUUGUGGUGUUGAAUCGUCGUUGACUUUGAAUCGAGAUGAACUUAUUUUGGUUGAAGAUGAUAUAAGUGAUGUCAGAAUAGACAACAAUUCUUCUCAAGUAACUAAUACGAUCUUCAAUAAACAUGAAGAUCAAUACUCUUCCACUGAUACUAUGGACAUUUUGUUGGAAAACUGUUUCAUGUUCUCUUUGAUUCGCAUUAAGAAUAUUGAAUUACCUAUUUUGACGAGCUCAUUUUACAAAAAUCAUCUUCUACUUUCCUGCCCACGGAAUCAAUCUUUGGAUAUUAAGAAAUCCAGUUACAAGAAGUUGACAAAGUUUCUUCAAGUAAUGGAAAAGAAAGGUUUAAUUACAACAAAAGAACAAUCAAAAGGCGUACAUUGUAUUGACUCGGUUCAUUGGGAAAAUGAAGAACUUAAAGCCUUUAAAAAAAAGAAUUCCAAAAGCAUUGAGGAAAUUAGUCAAAUUGCAAAUGAACGAACCUCAAAUGAAAAAUUUCAGCCACCAGAAAUCGAAGAGGCGUUCUCAGUUUCAGGAUGUACAAGAACUCUAUUUCAAAGCUUAGGAUAUAGUAAAGGUAGUAUACUAUCGGCGAAUGAAGUUCGAAAAGUUGUGACAAAAUAUAUCAAAGAUCGGGACCUCAUAUCUUCUCAAAAUAACAGAAUGGUUAAACUUGAUCCUGUAUUAUUUAAUAUCGUACACAAGAAAGGGGAAAAUAAUUACGAUUCUCUUUCAUGGGAAGAAAUUUUUAAGAGGACAUUUGAUCGUAUGAAUCCUUGUCAUAUCGUGAAAUUCAACGGACAAUCUCCAAUAAUCAGGAAAGGUAAACUACAAGUUAUUGAAAUAAAACUGGAGCAACGUAUGGGAAACAAGAAGGUUACUCUCGUACAAAAUUUGGAGUACUUUGGUAUCGAUCCCAUCAAAUUUUCUCAUAAAUUGCAACUCAAAGCUGCUUCUAGUACUUCAGUUACACAAUUGCCUGGGAAAUUAAAUCAUGGUACUCAAGUCCUAAUUCAGGGAAAUCAAACUGGGCACGUCACUAAGACAUUACAAGAUGAUUAUCAGAUAGCGUCAAAGUAUAUAAACGUCUUUGAUAAACAAUCUAAAAAUAAACGUAAAUGAUGUAAUUUAUUCAUCGUUAAUUUUAUCAAAAUGAGCUUGUAAAUCUGUAUUGGAUUUAAAUUACGUCGUGUAGCGUUUGUAGUAUCGCAACAAUACAACAACGAGGAUGUGACAUUAAAAGUUGUAGAAUUGUUC
This is a messenger RNA of Xenia sp. Carnegie-2017, 2249 nucleotides long. RefSeq names its product eukaryotic translation initiation factor 2D-like. The record is from RefSeq and is a predicted model, not a curated record. Gene Ontology annotation, molecular function: RNA binding; translation initiation factor activity. Bases 189 to 2114 code for a protein of 641 amino acids. Gene Ontology annotation, biological process: formation of translation preinitiation complex; translational initiation. Lineage: Eukaryota; Metazoa; Cnidaria; Anthozoa; Malacalcyonacea; Xeniidae. The transcript has 20 exons.